Siniperca chuatsi (mandarin fish) is the source of this 2502-nucleotide messenger RNA. RefSeq names its product SIX homeobox 3b (gene six3b). Gene Ontology annotation, biological process: regulation of transcription by RNA polymerase II; eye development. The record is from RefSeq and is a predicted model, not a curated record. Bases 959 to 1792 code for a protein of 277 amino acids. Gene Ontology annotation, cellular component: transcription regulator complex; nucleus. The transcript is spliced from 2 exons. Lineage: Eukaryota; Metazoa; Chordata; Actinopteri; Centrarchiformes; Sinipercidae. Gene Ontology annotation, molecular function: RNA polymerase II cis-regulatory region sequence-specific DNA binding; DNA-binding transcription factor activity, RNA polymerase II-specific.
CCCUUUUCAAAACAAAGUUACAAAGUGCUUCACAUGGUUGAACCAAGAUUAAAACAUGUCAGGACCACAAUGAGGCAAAUAAAGUCAGACAAUUAAAAAUAAUACAAAAAUAAAAUGGAAUCCUCAACAAUAAUAUAAGAUAAAAUAAAUAACAACAACAAUAAUAAAACAUAUAAUAAAUACAAAACAGUGUGCAAGCUUUAAUAAUAAAUAAUACAUUUAAAAAGAUGUCACAAGUAGGCUAUAUUUGACCAGUCUGUUCUAUCAAACAUCUUGCAAACAUGAAGAAAUUUACACCACAACCAAAGAAAUAAAUGUUCACAGUUUAUUUUUUAUUUUCAACACACAAUCAGGUGAUAUUUUUUGAAAUUAAAUACAAUUAAUUAGCAUAUGAUACAGAGUCAUGUGGAUAUAUUUUUAAAUUAUUUGGACCCACUUUUUUCCUUUAUGAUUCAGCAGGGGCUCCGUUUAAUGUCUCUCUGUCUGUCUGGAGGCUUCUGGAUCACACAAAACUUACUGAACUGAAAACUAUACAGAUCUAAAAUAAAAUGUGUAACUGUAAUCCCUUAUGAUGGUUGUGCUGAUUUGAAUUUACUGCCUGACUCAUGCUAAUCUGUUUUAGAGCUCCGGAAAAAGUAAAUAGACCUUGAGUUAAUCUUUUUUUAAAUUCAAACUAUCUGUUUCCUGCUUGAUGAAAUGGUUUACAGCAGAAAGGCAGUUCAGAAGGGACUUUAUGUGUCCAGCUUGUGCUGAAAAGGAGGGAGAUAAAUCCUCUGUGUUUGAUUGACAGUGCUGCCUUGACAACCCCGCAUCAAGCUCCAGGGUGUCCAAUGAGGAGUCAGAUCCAGGGUCCCUCCCUGGCUCCCAGGUGAGCUAAAGAGUCAGACUUCAUCAGAUUUCUGUCAGACUGUUUCCGAGAUACACUUCGUCUCCUCGUUGGCUUCACUCUGUCAUCCAGAUGGUGUUCAGAUCGCCGCUCGACAUUUUCUCAGCGUCCCGUAUCCUCCUGCCCCACUUCACGGAUGGGCCCCCUAUUCUGGCCCGCUCCCGUUCCCCAGAGGACCCUCCCUCCGCCUGUCCUCCUCUGGCUCUCCCGGGACUGUGUUUUUCUGCGGCUCAGAUCGCCAGCGUCUGCGAGAUUCUGGAGGAGACGGGAGACAUCGAGCGGCUGGCCCGCUUCCUCUGGUCGCUCCCGGUGACCACAGACGGCCGAGACUCCAUCUCUGAGCACGAGUCUGUGCAGCGGGCUCGCGCUGUGGUGGCCUACCACACGGGGAGUUUCCGCGAGCUUUAUCACAUUCUGGAGACGCACCGCUUUACGCGCGCCUCGCACGGUAAACUGCAGGCGAUGUGGCUGGAAGCUCACUACCGGGAGGCUGAGAAGCUCCGGGGUCGACCGCUCGGACCGGUUGACAAGUACCGCGUGAGGAAGAAGUUCCCAUUACCGAGGACCAUUUGGGACGGAGAGCAGAAGACGCACUGCUUCAAAGAGCGCACACGGGGGCUACUAAGAGAGUGGUACCUGCAGGACCCGUACCCGAACCCGGGGAAGAAGCGGGAGCUGGCGCACGCAACCGGACUCACACCGACUCAAGUUGGGAACUGGUUCAAAAACCGGAGACAGAGAGACCGGGCGGCUGCAGCCAAAAACAGGUUGCAGCACCACCGGAUGUGUCCAGGCGGUGCGCGUUCACUUAGCGGAGGAGAGUGCAGCCCAGACGAAAGCGGGGAGCGCGCAGAUGGAGAGACUCUUCUUUCAGUAACGGACAGUGACUCUGACUUGGAUGUCUGAGACUUUUAAAUCUAUGAAAUGGACCUUCAGGGGCCAGUGAUGCUUGUCGAGGAUUACCGGAGAGAGGAGGAUGAUGUAUGCAGGACAAAAGGCUGCUCAGGGUUUGGGUUGCAGUAAAUGUUCAUGCCAUAAAACAGCUUCAUCCUAAAUAUAACCCCAGCCCACCAAACAGAUGAUUUGUUUUUUUUCUUUUGUUUCCUGAGAAUUUAAUUGAUUUUUAACUUUGCUGCUUGUUCACUGAUCACCAGACCCACAUUUUUGAUUUCUAACUACAUCACUGGAUGGUGAAGGUGCACAUCUGAUGAACCAGCUCGCACCAUCAACCACAUUAAAUGUGGACCCCUGUAGGACUUUAACCCAGGGACCCUCACGUGGGAGAACCUUUACAGACUGAAACCUGUCAGUGAGAUAAUGUUCUUAUUUUCUCUAAUUAUGUGUCUUUAUUUUAUUUUUAAAUGAAACUAGUUGUUUCUUUAGACCCCUGGAUGAUGUCCACUGCUGUAGACAAUCAACACGCACUGAAGCCUACCUCCCUGUCUGUUUGUGUGUUUAGGAACUUUUUUUGUUUCUUUACCUUCAUUUCUACUUUAUUUAAAGUUCACAGAGUUCACUGUGCAGUCUGUGUGUGAUGAUACGUCGUCCUUUAUGUUCAAGUUGAUGCUGAAUAAAUGUUUUGGUAUUUUAUAUAAAUAAACUUAUUUAAUAUAUGA